CUUGUUCUCAGACACGACCAGUAGCUGGUCACAACGAUGCCCGGACGAAAGUUUGACCAUUCCCAGAGCCCGCCUGACCACGGUGUCAAAAUGGAGAGAUUCAGUCCAAUGCACGACGAAGGCCUCACGAACGCCGGCUUUGUCGCGGAUGCCGAAAUGAACGGCGACCAUCGGGAGCAUCUAGCCAUUUCCGACCUGGAGGAUCAACAAAACAAGGAUGCCAAGAUUCGAGAGCGAGUCGUCCUAGCCUUGAAGGUCCUAGCAUUCUUGCUCUACCACGGCUACCUCAUAGCCGGCAUCAAACUCACCUGGAACGAAACAGGAAGCUACUGCCACGACGUCAAGUUCCUUGUGGUUGUCACAGCAAUUGUCUACAUUUGCGUGAUCUGGAAGAUUGUCGCCUACACCUUCGACUACUUCCUGGAAGCUCGCUGGGACAACCUCAAAAGCAACCUGAAGGAAAGCAUCUCGGCUAAGACGAAGCGUGGAAUAAGGAUCGGGGUCUGGGCCGCGAUCUGGAUCGGAAUCCUGGCGUUCCUCGUCGUAGACUCCCUGAACGACCCCCGGCGACUCGUGUCGGUCGCCGGCGCCGUGGUGCUCAUCUUCCUGGGCUAUGUCUUCUCCAAAUAUAGGCAAGAGAUCAACUGGUACCAGGUGAUGUGGGCUGUCCUCCUCCAGUUCCUGUUAGGCCUCAUUGUGCUCCGCUGGCCACUUGGCCGAGAGGCGCUCCAGUGUUUCGGCGACAAGGUCAAGAGCUUUCUAGACUUCACGUUCGCUGGCUCCACCUUUGUGUUUGGCUAUUUGGCCAAAGGCUUCAACCUGACCGAGGCUCUCGGAGACCUAGUCAAGCCACAGAACGCAAAUGCGUCGCUCCAGAACGUCACCGAAGUUGCCCCGCCAUCCAUCGAGAAUUUGCCUCCACUAUUUGUCUUCCAGGCCCUGCCCGUGAUAUUUUUCUUCAGCUUCAUCGUGAGCCUCCUGUACUUCUACGGCAUCAUGCAGUGGCUUGUGCUCAAAGUGGGCAGCUUUCUUCAGCUCACCAUCGGAACGACGGUGUGCGAGUCUAUGACCGCCGCCGCCAACAUCUUCCUCGGAAUGACCGAAGCUCCUCUGGUAAUUCGUCCAUUUCUGCCUAUUAUGACAAAGUCGGAGUUGCAUACAGUCAUGACUGGAGGCUUUGCAACCAUCGCCGGCAGUGUCAUGGCGGCCUACAUUGGAUUCGGGGUUAGCCCGAGUCACUUGCUUACAGCGUCCAUCAUGAGCGCACCGGCUGCGCUGGCCUUUUCAAAGCUCCUCUACCCUGAAGUGGAGGAGAGCAAGACGAAUUUGGCAAAUAUCGUGAUGCCCAAAAGUAAAGAAAAGAACGUCCUGGAAGCAGCGUCCAACGGGACCACUGUGGGAUUGACCAUAAUCGGCCAGAUUGUGGCCAAUGUGAUCGGCUUCUUGGCGUUUAUCGCUUUCCUCAACAGCGCUCUGCUCUGGUUUGGCUCCAUUGUAAAGCUCGACUUCCUAACGUUCGAGGUGAGGUAG
Molecule: messenger RNA, 1530 nt
Organism: Ixodes scapularis (black-legged tick)
Lineage: Eukaryota; Metazoa; Arthropoda; Arachnida; Ixodida; Ixodidae
Product: sodium/nucleoside cotransporter 2
Exons: 8
Coding region: 37-1530 (497 amino acids)
Biological process (GO): nucleoside transmembrane transport
Cellular component (GO): membrane
Molecular function (GO): nucleoside:sodium symporter activity
Source: RefSeq, a predicted model, not a curated record